Megalopta genalis is the source of this 965-nucleotide messenger RNA. The record is from RefSeq and is a predicted model, not a curated record. Lineage: Eukaryota; Metazoa; Arthropoda; Insecta; Hymenoptera; Halictidae.
CUCGUUACAUCGUCAACUCAGUUCCCGAUCUCGUGUCGCGGCCGUUCUGUUCGUUGCACGUUCGCUGAAUCCAAGGAAAAUAAUCAACGAUCAGCAAGGAUCAGACAUCGUUCAGCGACGUUACAUACAGUUAGUGCUGGAUACGAUAGUCAGCAUCGCAGAUACAAUCGUUGCUGGUGAUUCUCAGACAAAGAAAUUGGCAGUUCCAAAAUGCAGAAGUUCUCACUGACGUGCCUCGCAUUUACCAUUGCCGCACUCAUAGUUGCGGAGUUAUCGAGUGGACAACCUACGAAUUUAAGCAAGCACAACGGAACGGAAAUCGGAGGUUUGUUAUCCUGUCCACAUUCUGUGGACAAAGUCGGCUGUAUACCCACUUUAGAUAGGUGCGAUUAUGUUGCUACGCCAGGCCUAGGGGCGCACAAGGUUCAUAAACGUCAUGUGACGUGGAACGAAGCGCGAAAGAUCUGCUUGAUGGAAGGAGCUCACUUGGCCAUCUUAGAUUCUGCGAGCGAAGAAGCCCUGUUCAAAGACUGGAUGAAUGAAGCGCACUUGGAUCGUAUCUGGUUAGGUUUUCACGAGUUGUUUGAGGAAGGGUCCUGGACAACUGUGACCGGCGAGUUGGUCGAUACGAUGAGCUAUCAUCCAUGGGGUGACAAUGAACCCAAGAAUUUAGACGAUAUACUGCAGUGUGCAUUCCUAUGGAAUGAAUAUGCUGGGGCUAACGGCAGCUACUGCAAGAUGAAGUAUUCGUUCGUCUGCGAAAUCAAUUUGUGUUAUUCUUCAAAUCCCUCUCCUGUUCAGAAUGAUACUUAAUAUUUCCAAAUCAUGAUGAAUAAUAACAGUACAUAGAAUAUAGAAUUAAGAGGACGUUACAAUAUAAUACAUACAAUAUGGAAUCAAUUUAAAUGUACGAGAAAAUAUAUGGAAUAUAGGGAAAUAAAUAAAAACUAGAAAACAAUGGGUAA